Molecule: messenger RNA, 1545 nt
Organism: Wyeomyia smithii (pitcher-plant mosquito)
Lineage: Eukaryota; Metazoa; Arthropoda; Insecta; Diptera; Culicidae
Gene: mRF1
Product: peptide chain release factor 1-like, mitochondrial
Exons: 2
Coding region: 95-1348 (417 amino acids)
Biological process (GO): translational termination
Molecular function (GO): translation release factor activity
Source: RefSeq, a predicted model, not a curated record
AGUUCUAGUUGCUGUUUGGUUGAUUUACUGUUCAUCACUCGAGAACCGUUCGAUAUUACAAAAAUUGGUGACUUUCAAUGAAAAUUCCGCAGAAAUGUUCCUCAGUCGUGUUUGCUGCCUAAGGGCAACCGUUCAGACUAAAACAUUUCUUCCGCGAAGCGUACUAAGCGCAAAAUCUCGAACAAUAUCAUGUGUUGUGACGCGAUAUCCCACAUGCAUGCAGCAGCAACAUCCCGUGGGAUCCCGCUCGGAUGAAGGCUUUCAAAUUCGUGAUGAAAGUAUUCAGAAGUAUUUGGAAAACAUCCGUUUAGAGUAUUACUCGUUAAAAGUGAUGGACCAACUCAACAAAAAUGACAUCAAACGGUUGGCGCUUCUCUCCCACGUUGUAGAGAUGUACGAGCAACGGCGAAUUAUUGUAGAUAAUCUGAAAUCGCUUCAGGAGAUGAGCUCCGAAAAGGAUGAAGACAUGCUACAAUUGAUGAAAGAGGAGAAGGAGGCAUACACCAAUAUUUUGAGAAAACUUGAUGAUGAAAUUAUGGAUGGCAUUCUUUCAAUGGAUGAAGAAGAAGAUUUCAAUUCCCUGAUUAUGGAAGUAGCUGCUGGUGUUGGUGGAAAGGAAGCGAUGCUGUUUGCCCGAGAGAUUUUCGAUAUGUACUGUGGUUUUAUCGAGUUCAAAGGUUGGCAAAUUGAAUAUCUUGAAACAGAGGACACUGAGCUGGGGGGUAUUCGACAUGCUUCCCUCGUUGUGACUGGUAGAGGUGCCUAUCGCCACUUGAAGUUUGAGGCCGGUGUACAUCGGGUUCAGCGAGUUCCUCUGACAGAGAAAACCGCUAGAAUACAUACAAGUACUGCCACCGUGGCAGUCAUUCCUCGUCCAGACGAGUUCAACAUUGAACUUCACGAGAAAGAUUUAAAAAUCGAAACCAAACGCGCAAGCGGCGCAGGUGGGCAGCACGUAAAUACUACGGAUAGCGCUGUGCGUAUCGUCCAUAUACCAACUGGAAUCGCUGUUGAAUGUCAAACCGAUCGGUCACAAAUGAAAAAUAAAGAACUUGCCAAACAAAAGCUGCUGGCAAAGCUUACGCAACAGGAACUUGAAACUAAAUUUAACAACAGCAAAUCAUUGAAAAAGUCCCAGGUGGGAUUGAGUUUACGGAACGAGAAAAUUCGUACUUAUAAUUACAGCCAAGAUCGUAUAACGGACCACCGGGUUGAAAACGGAACAACACAUAACUUGAAAGCUUUUUUGGAAGGUGGUCCUCAGUUAGAGGAUAUGAUUCUCAAACUGCGAGCGGCACAUCGGAAAAAGCAACUUAUGGACAUUAUUAACAGUGUAGAAUGCAAAUAGAUAAUAUGCAUAGAAAAAAAAUAAUAGGUACAUUCGAUUAUCUACAUAGUGACCCUCGAAGUUUAUUAGAUUUGAAAUCUAUGCAUAAUAGACUGGUCAAUAUGUCUUGCAAUGUCGAAAAUUGUCUUGCACAAGUUUUCAACUUAAUGACAGCUAAUAAACAAUUAGAAAAAAUAGGACAAUAAAACGUUUAUUAC